GCUUCGCUCUCCUUGCACGCGAGCGAGCGCGAUCUGAAGCUAAGGUGCAACAGCUAAUCAUGCGCAUCCGCAGGGGAAUUAGCGGAGGUAAUGUGCGAUAGAUAACGUAGCGGUGUACUCCGCGAAGGCUGUCUGACGCUGGACUCCAGUCCGCUUUCGCGUAACGCACUCGGUCUCCCAACGAAUUCAGAUUGAGCUAGUUUUGGGACAAUCAGAAUUCGUGCAAAAGCGGAAGAAGUUAUAUCUUGUCUCGUCGGACAUCUGGCGGUAUAUGAGGUAUCCAAAUCCCAGCCUAGCGGACGUGGGCCGAGUGCAGCGGGAGAGGUGAGGCACACUGACGAUUAGAGCCUCCUUCUGGCCGCCCAGGGUAUAUAUAUCACACGCGGCUGCCCUUGCGCGAGUCCAGCAGCUCACCUUUUCCUCUUCCAACUCUCCAUUAAGACGACGCUGUCCUUCUAGUGAGCCAUGGGCCACUUUUACGAUGAGAUCCCGGACGACCCGAAACUGAUUGAGUGGAUCAAGGAGCAGAAGAUAUAUCAUGUCGCUUCCGCUCCAUUGAAAGGCGAACAUGUCAAUGUAUCUCCCAGGGCGUACCAGAGCUUCAAGCUCGUCAGCCGUAAGGCGUGCUGGUUUUUGGAUCUUUCGGGCUCAGGGAACGAGACCAUCUCGCAUUUGUACGAGCCAGGAAACGGUCGUAUCACUAUCCUUUUCCAGGCCUUCCAAGGCCCACCUCGCAUCGUCCGACUUUACGGCAAGGGCAAAGUAUUUGAAGCUGGCACCCCGGAGUUCGACAAACUUUUGCAGCCGUCCAAUGAGCCAGAGGAGAUAGACUUCCCCACUCCCGAAAUGAUGCCAGGAGCGCGCGCCAUCAUCUGGAUUGACAUCACACGGGUUGGUACCGCCUGCGGUUUCGCAGUACCAUUCAUGAAAUUCGAGGCAGAGCGGGAGCAGCUGAUCACCGUAUCAGAACGCAUGGAAGAGCGAGACGCAUCAGUCGACGAUCCAUACCAACUGCAUCAUGACAAGGGCUUGAAGAGCUAUUGGGUCAGGAUUAACUCCUGGUCGGUAGACGGCUUGCCAGGGAUGAAGCAAUGCUUUUCGCGUAUGACGCCUGAGAGUAUUCGGCAGGCUAUGGAGCAAGUUGGUAUCAAAAACCCAACGCUAUCGCCACUAGCGCUGCCGCCACCAUCGCAGGACUCGAAAGGCGGUAAGGCUCACGAACUGACUUUGCUGUCCAUCGGCCUGCUGUUGGGUGCGUUGUUAAUGUCAGCGAUACAGCGAAGGUUACAAAGUGCAGGCUUUGCGUAGGAGACUCUUGUACCCAUGUAUAGAUUUCACACGGCGUAUGUAAUGUUAUCGCAUAUCGGCGUAGC
Messenger RNA from Phanerochaete carnosa HHB-10118-sp, 1373 nucleotides. RefSeq lists its product as uncharacterized. The transcript is spliced from 7 exons. The record is from RefSeq and is a predicted model, not a curated record. NCBI's taxonomy places the organism in Eukaryota, Fungi, Basidiomycota, Agaricomycetes, Polyporales, Phanerochaetaceae. Bases 466 to 1308 code for a protein of 280 amino acids.